CAAUUUUUCCGAAAAUGGCAGCGAAUUUUUGCAAAAGAUUUUUAGCUGCAAAAAGUUUAAUUAAUGUAAAUAGAAACCUUAAAAAUGUGCAACGUAAUUACGGUUACAAAAACAACACAACGCAUCAACCAUCAAAAACUUAUGGAAAAUAUUUAUGGAUUAUUGGCGGCGAUGCGACUGCGAUCAUUUGCAUAAAUUUAUUCAAAUCCGGGACCAAUUCAGUGAAAGCAUUUAAUAUGAGACACUCAAAGUAUGAUGAAGAUUCAACAAUAAGCAAAUUAACAGCACGUGAAAGACGUUUUAUCAAGUUUGCGUCCAGGGAAUAUGACGGGCAAUUAUACAUGACACCACAAGAUUUUUUUUUUAGAAUCGCUCGCUUGAAACGUCGCAUACUAACUAAACGUGAUAUAAAUUCAAUGCGUGAUGAAACUCCACCGUUGAAGAAAGGUUCAAACCAAUUGUCUAGAAAAUUAAGGGAUCGAG
Molecule: messenger RNA, 483 nt
Organism: Glossina fuscipes
Lineage: Eukaryota; Metazoa; Arthropoda; Insecta; Diptera; Glossinidae
Exons: 3
Source: RefSeq, a predicted model, not a curated record